CGAUUUGCUACGCGAUACCGCUUGCCGGCGUCACUUCAUCGUUCUCUUCUCUUCUUGUGAUAGCGAAGGUAGGACGUGUUAGGUGUUAGUAGCUCUUAGGCUAAGUAUAAUAUUAGUUUUUUAAUUUAUCGGCACACAGGCAGUUCUAAUGGAGAACGGUGAAGAUUUUUCAAAAGAUGUCUCAGCAGAGCAUCAAAAUGGAUCAGGUGAUGCUCCAGCCGAUAGUGGAAGUGCAGAAACGCCCGGCCGUGACGAUGAUAGAAAAUUAUUUGUUGGUGGCAUGUCUUGGGAAACCACUGAUAGGGAGUUACGAGAACAUUUUGGCCAAUAUGGCGAAAUCGAAAGUAUAAAUGUAAAGACAGAUCCCAACACUGGUAGAUCAAGGGGAUUUGCAUUCAUAGUAUUUACCACAACAGAAGCUAUUGACAAAGUUGUAGCUGCAGGUGACCAUGUCAUUAAUGGCAAAAAAGUUGACCCCAAAAAAGCCAAAGCGAGGCAUGGAAAAAUAUUUGUAGGUGGUCUCACCUCUGAAUUGAGUGAUGAUGACAUCAAGAACUAUUUCUCACAAUUUGGAUCGAUCAUUGAUAUUGAAAUGCCAUUUGACAAGCAAAAGAACCAAAGGAAAGGAUUCUGCUUCAUCACAUUUGAAUCUGAACAAGUAGUGAAUGAGUUACUCAAGCAACCCAAACAAACCAUUAAAGACAAAGAGGUCGAUGUAAAGAAAGCCACACCCAAACCAGACCAAAUGGGCGGCCCCAUGAUGGGCAUGCGCGGUAUGCGAGGCGGAGGCAGAGGCGGUCCAAUGAGGGGAGGUCGCGGUGGCCGAGGCGGCUACGGAAACCAAGGAAACUGGAACCAAGCCUAUGGUGGCUACGGUUAUGGCCAAGGAUACGGCUAUGAUGGCUACAGCCAAGGUUAUGACUACUACGGCAGUGGCUAUGGGGGUUAUGGAGGUUAUGAUUACUCAAACUAUGGCGGCGGUAACUACGCAGACCAGGGAUAUGGUUAUGACGGAGGAUAUGGUGGUGGUGGCGGAACCGGACGCAAUGUUAACACUCGUGGAAAAGGUGGAGCCGGCGGAUACCAAUCUGGUGGUGCUGGCGGAGGCCCCAAACAAAGAGGAGCUGGUCAACGCAACCAAAGGUUCCAACCCUAUCAGAAGUGAGGCUGGUUAAUAUCAUAAGAGAAUAGUUCGUGAUUCAAACAUUUUCCGUAAUAAGUCAUCUCAUCCUCAACUGAAUUUUCCAAUCAUUCCAUUUCAUCGCGGCGCUUGGAAAAUAUACCCGACAACGUACAAAAUUUUUAUGUUACAAGUCCAACAUAAAAGUCAACUAUAUCCAGUCGAGAUUUUUUUUUAUUUUCUUUUUGAUAAAUCGGUUAGGAAAUGUUAAAACAAAUUGAUGGUCUUCAAAUUAUGAAUUUAUAUAUAAAUGAUACAUUGAGUUUUGAGUUAGUCAAAGAUAUUUUCUCUUUUUUGUAUUAUGUUUUUCUUUAUUUAACUCUAGUAUGAUGUAAACGUAGUUUUUAAGUUUAUAUGUAUAACUUGUAUGAGUGAAAGGAGGCGUUGUGUACUUCCAUUGUAUGACAAAAUUUAAUAAAACGAUAAAUUUUGUGUAA
Molecule: messenger RNA, 1617 nt
Organism: Diabrotica virgifera virgifera (western corn rootworm)
Lineage: Eukaryota; Metazoa; Arthropoda; Insecta; Coleoptera; Chrysomelidae
Gene: sqd
Product: RNA-binding protein squid
Exons: 8
Coding region: 149-1165 (338 amino acids)
Biological process (GO): regulation of gene expression
Cellular component (GO): nucleoplasm
Molecular function (GO): RNA binding
Source: RefSeq, a predicted model, not a curated record